AUGCUUAGGAACUAUUCACCCUUGAUACAGACCCUGUUGGGUACGGGAUUGACAUGGGCAGUGACCGCUCUGGGAGCCGCGUUCUGUGCCUUUCAGACCUCAAAAACCGGUACGCGCAAACAAGUGAUGCUUGCAGCCUCCUUCUGGUCUUUGUUGGAUCCGGCUAUUGUGAUAGCUAAGAAUGAGUUGCGCAUGGGUGUGUUCUCCGUGGUCCCAGCUACAAUGGGCUUAGUGGUUGGUGCUGCCUUUGUCGGUUUGGCAGCACAUUUUCUUCCCGCCGAGGUAGGUGUGUAUGUGUCUGUCUUUGUACACGCACGUUUCCGCGCUCUUCUUUGUUCCCUAAGGCGUAAACGAUAUCUUAGCAAUAGAAAAUACGACUGA
Molecule: messenger RNA, 381 nt
Organism: Echinostoma caproni
Lineage: Eukaryota; Metazoa; Platyhelminthes; Trematoda; Plagiorchiida; Echinostomatidae
Source: the annotation of a GenBank genome assembly